This is a messenger RNA of Aspergillus alliaceus, 1190 nucleotides long. Its product is annotated as cleavage and polyadenylation specificity factor subunit 5. The transcript has 4 exons. Gene Ontology annotation, cellular component: mRNA cleavage factor complex. Gene Ontology annotation, molecular function: mRNA binding. The record is from RefSeq and is a predicted model, not a curated record. Bases 107 to 934 code for a protein of 275 amino acids. NCBI's taxonomy places the organism in Eukaryota, Fungi, Ascomycota, Eurotiomycetes, Eurotiales, Aspergillaceae.
GCGACAAAGCGCAAUAGUAUCUAAAUUUGUUCAGCUCCUGGGUCGUUGGAAAAUAAGCCUGCAAGCAUAUUGCGUUUUCCAAUACUGAAAUCAAAUAGUUGGCAGAAUGUCAACUACUACAGCGCCGUCAAUGCAAAGCUCUCGUCCACCGAUGGUUCCUAAAGACUUCUCCGCUCAGCAGCCCCAAACAAUUCGUUUAUACCCCCUUUCCAACUACACAUUCGGUACCAAGGAAACGCAACCGGAGGAGGACCCCUCAGUCCUGGCCCGUCUAAAGCGUCUAGAGGAGCACUACGAGCAACAUGGCAUGAGACGGACUUGCGAAGGUGUUCUUGUUUGCCACGAACAUAACCACCCUCACGUGCUGAUGCUGCAGAUCGCCAAUGCCUUUUUCAAGCUUCCCGGCGACUACCUUCAUUUCGAAGAUGAUGAGGUAGAGGGUUUCAAGAAGAGACUAAACGAGCGUCUUGCGCCUGUUGGAUCGCAGUUCUCAGGAGAAGGCGUCAACGAGGACUGGGAGAUCGGCGACACACUUGCGCAAUGGUGGCGGCCGAAUUUCGAGACUUUCAUGUACCCCUUCUUGCCUGGUCAUGUCACCCGACCAAAGGAGUGCAAGAAGCUGUACUUCAUUCAGCUGCCUAAGAAGAAGGUCCUCUCUGUCCCGAAGAACAUGAAGCUUCUUGCCGUGCCGCUGUUCGAACUGUACGACAACACUGCUCGUUAUGGCCCGCAACUGUCGGCUAUCCCUCACCUGCUGUCUCGGUAUAACUUCGAAUUCGUGGACGAGAACGACAACGUCGUUGCUGCGACCCCGGGCACACCACUGCCUGAUGGUCAGAUCCCCCGGACUAAGGUCCUUGCAGGUGACAAUGAAACGCAGGACGAAGGCAUGGCCGACUAUACCGGAGAUCCCACCGAGAACGGAGGACAGUAAGGUCCAGCCCAGCGUGCGGGUGCGUGCAUACGUGCGUUGAUAAACAACAAUUUUGUUGCGCCCCGUUGAUUGUGGUUUCUUCAAAGACAUGAUGAGCUUUAUUAUUGGCCGGCGUUUCUAGGAGCGGAAUUUUCUCUGUUGUAUUUUUCCGAUAAUGAUCCAUCCUUUCCUCUAACACCAAGUAAAAUAAAAUCAGAUGCACUGAGCAUUAGAUAACGAAUUACACAAAAUUGAAACCCACAACCCCCUGCAGGAA